CUGGUUCUCAAGGAGGAGGGCAUGUCUUAUGUCCUCCUUUGUCCACCCACACCUAGACAAACCAAGAAAGAGGAUCAUAAAGAGGUUUAAUUGUUUGAUUCAAAACAAAUUAACGAUGUCUCACAAUUCAGAAUGCUCAUCGAGAAAUCCAUUUGUCGAUAUGAAUUGAAUUGGAUUAUCAAUCAUCGACUAGAAGUCGUGAAUAUAUGAGUUUAUACACGUUUGGGUUCCUGUUAUCGCCCUAGUCUGUAACCUUAUUCUUUACUAGAUUGUAUUCGGUUAGGUCGUCUGGAGAAGUACUAUAUAUACUUCUCAAUCACUUUGUAAUAUGUAUUUAUUCAAGUAUAGUGAAACUGACUAUCUGCUGCCCAUGGACUAGCUAACACACAUUAUGUUAGAAAACCAUGUAAAUCUAAGAGCUCUUUCCUUUAUUGCAUUGUCGAUUAUCCACCUCCGUUCUAACAAGUGGUAUCAUAGCCGCAAUUGGCUAUCUGAUAGGGUUUUCGAAAUAAAAGAAUGCCUUCAGUGAAUAUUGAUAACACCUAAAUUGGUAUUAUUUACCCUUCAUAUUUAGGUUUGUUUCGUGCUAAUUUAUGUGCAUAAUCGUUUGAAUAUCGUCGAUUGCAUCCCUAUUUCGUUCCUAUUUGAUUAUGAUGUGAUUUUAGGGUGCGUUAGACAAUAUAUGCGAAUUAUGUACGAAAAGGGCAAAAGUGUAGCAAAAGGUGCAGAAGGUUGAUGAUCACGACAUGGAGAUGGAGAUCACAACAGAGAACAAAGUCUGCGAACUCAAGGAAAAGAUCGAUGCCUCAGAGGCCCAAGAUCGCGGCCGCGAAUUUGGAAGCUUCGUGCGCGAACGUCGUGAAGAAGCCAACCGAGGAGAAACAGAGAGUUUCCACAGUCCGAUCACAACCAAAGUUCACAUUGAUCGCGAGGAAGUUCGUGGCCACACUUCAUAGAUCGCGACCGUGAAGUCAGCCGCGAACUUCUCACAUUUGAAGGCCAAAAUGGCGACGGCGGCAGAUCAUUGUGUCAAAGAAGAAGAUCGUGACCGCGAUUUUCACACUGCCUGGCCGUGAACUUCUCCGUCCUCUGAAGGCUAUAAAUAGAAGACCCCCUUCUCCCAUUCAAGAGAGCUGAUUUUGAGAGAGAAAUUCCUCGUUAGAGAGAGAGAAGAGAGAGAGGCUGAAGGAAGGAGAAGAGGAGGAGGAGGAGGAUCUAGUAGAGAGGAGCCACAUUCCUCAUCAUCAAGUCUUUCCCAAUUUCUUCUAUGUAUCUUCUUCCCUCCUUUAUGGAGUAGUCUUUUAAGGUACUAGGGGUUCUAAAUCCAAACUCUAGUUUUAGGGCUAUUAUGUAAUGUAUGAAUAUUUUAGGGUUUUGAAUGAAUGUGUUUAUCUUGUUGAUUUCAUUGCUUCUCUAGUUUUAAUUGUGUUUGGGCAAGUCGCCCUAAUCUUCUCUACUAGUUCACUUGCAGCUUCUACGCUGGGUAUGGAGUUUGAGGGUUAGACGGGUAUGCGCCAUCAAGCAAAUUAGGUUAGACGAAUGAAUAGGAUCUUAUGGU
This is a messenger RNA of Linum trigynum, 1558 nucleotides long. NCBI's taxonomy places the organism in Eukaryota, Viridiplantae, Streptophyta, Magnoliopsida, Malpighiales, Linaceae. The record is from the annotation of a GenBank genome assembly.